AUGUCCCCAGCAGCAGCUCCAACAAGAUCUCAGGUGCUAAACUUAUACAAGCAGUUUGUGAAGAACGCAAAACAGUUCAACGAUUAUAAUUUCCGCGAAUACUUCCUAAGAAGGGCAAGGUUUGAUUUCAAAGAAAAUGCUGCGAUCCAGGAUCCGGCAAAACUGGCUGCCAUCUAUGAGGAAGCACAGAAAAAUUUAGGGGUUCUAAAGCGACAAUCCGUUAUUUCCCAAAUGUACACUUUUGACAAACUAGUGGUGGAACCUCUACAUAAAUCGCAUAAACGUGACAGCCGUUGA
This is a messenger RNA of Torulaspora globosa, 297 nucleotides long. It is a transcript of the gene ISD11, whose product is annotated as Isd11p. The coding region runs from base 1 to 297 and encodes 98 amino acids. Gene Ontology annotation, biological process: iron-sulfur cluster assembly. The transcript has a single exon. The record is from RefSeq and is a predicted model, not a curated record. Gene Ontology annotation, cellular component: L-cysteine desulfurase complex; mitochondrion. NCBI's taxonomy places the organism in Eukaryota, Fungi, Ascomycota, Saccharomycetes, Saccharomycetales, Saccharomycetaceae.